AUGACUUUGGCGCAGCAGCAAAGCUACUACGAUCUCGGAUCGUACCACAGGUCAAUCAACACAGAAUCUCCCACCGCGCAGAAAUGGUUCGAUCAAGGCCUCAUUUGGAGCUACGGAUUCAAUCACCGGGAGGCGGCAAGAUGCUUCGAGGCAGCUGUCACCAACGACCCCCGUUGUGUCAUGGCUUACUGGGGCAUCGCCUUUGCCUGCGGCCCCAACUACAACAAGCCGUGGGAACUCUUUGACUCGGAUGACUUGAAGAGGUCCCUCGACAAAAUCCACACCGCCGUUGAGAAAGCGGAAGCAUGUUCCGCCACACCGUUUGAGCAAGCUCUCAUUAAGGCCAUCAAAGUUCGAUCCCCUCGCAAUGCUUCAGAAAAGAACUACGCAGCCUGCAACGACGCAUACGCGGAGGCGAUGAAGCCGGUCUACCACGGGUUUCCCGAAGAUUUGGAUGUGGCGGCCUUGUAUGCAGAUGCACUGAUGAAUCGGUGCGCGUGGAAUCUGUGGGAUCUGCACACAGGGCAGCCUACUCCGCACGCAAGCACACUCGAGGUAAAGGAAGUCCUCGAGCGAGCCCUCGACUCCGGUGGUCAGCGCCAUCCAGGCAUCCUCCACAUGUACAUCCACCUCAUGGAAAUGUCACCCACGCCCGAAGCGGCGAUACCCGCGGCGAACUGCCUCCGCGACAACCUCGUCCCCGACUCCGGCCACCUGCACCACAUGCCCUCGCACCUCGACGUCCUCGUCGGCGACUGGCAGUCCUCGAUAGCCGCCAACACGGCCGCCACGCGCGCGGACGAGAAAUACCGCCUGGCCGACCCCUCCAACACGACCGACUUCUACAUCUUCUACCGGCUGCACGACUACCACAGCCUCAUCUACGCCGCCAUGUUCGCUGGCCGCCGGUUCGUGGCCCUCGACGCCGUCGAGCGCAUGGAGCAGUCCAUCCCGGAAUCGCUGCUCCGGAUCGAAUCGCCGCCCAUGGCCGACUGGCUCGAGACGUUUCUCACGGUGCGCGUGCACGUCCUCAUCCGCUUCGGGCGGUGGGACGACAUCAUCGCGCUCCCCCUGCCUGCCGACCAGGCCCUCUACUGCAUGACGACCGCCAUGCUGCACUAUGGGAAGGGCAUCGCGUUCGCCGCGACCGCGCGCGUCGCCGAGGCCGAGGCGCAGCGCGAGCUAUUCUUCGCCGCGGCGAAGCGCGUCCCUCCCUCUCGUAUGGACUUCCCAAACAAAUGCGUGGACGUGCUGGCGGUGGCAGCGGAGAUGCUGGACGGAGAGCUCGAGUAUCGGAGGGGCAACUUUGAAACGGCAUUCAAGAAGUUAGAGGACGGCAUCGCGCGCGAGGACGCGCUGGUGUAUAGCGAGCCGCCGGCGUGGAUGCAGCCGAUCCGGCACGCGCUGGGUGCGCUGUCGCUCGAGCAGGGGAACGUGGAGCGGGCGGAGGCAGCGUACAAGGCGGACUUGGGGCUGAGCGACGCGCUGCCGCGGGCGAGACAGCACCCGAGGAAUAUCUGGGCGUUGCAUGGGUACCGUGAGUGCUUGGUGAGGCUUGGCCGUGAAGAGGAAACGAGGGCUAUUGGGAAGCAGCUGGAGGAGGUGAGCGCUGGUGCGGAUAUCAAGGUGGAGGCAUCUUGUUUCUGCCGAGGCGGGCGGAUUGUUUUGUAG
Messenger RNA from Lasiodiplodia theobromae, 1671 nucleotides. Its product is annotated as Tetratricopeptide repeat domain protein. Gene Ontology annotation, molecular function: protein binding. Gene Ontology annotation, cellular component: intracellular anatomical structure. Bases 1 to 1671 code for a protein of 556 amino acids. Lineage: Eukaryota; Fungi; Ascomycota; Dothideomycetes; Botryosphaeriales; Botryosphaeriaceae. The record is from RefSeq and is a predicted model, not a curated record. The transcript has a single exon.